UUUUCAGUGUUGGUUGGAGAUAAGAUUUUUUUUUUUUUAUCUCUGAGAACAACUGGACUGAUCACAUGAAUGAAAUUUAAGAGCAAAGCAAAGAUUUUUAUCUCUUUCAAAUCUGAGAACAUCCAUUCGUCAAUGGAAGAAGCCAAUGUUGUUGAAGCCAAGGAUGGAACUACCUCAGUUGCCACCGCAUUUGCAGGCAACCAGGAAGCUGUACAGGAUAGAGAUGAAAUUUUUUUGAGAAGAGCAGUUGAUGAAGCUUAUAAAGCUGCAGAAUGUGGUGAAGGAGCCCCAUUUGGUGCUGUUAUUGUUUGCAACGAUGAAGUUGUUGUUAGCUGCCACAACAUGAUGUAUAACAACACUGACCCUACUGCUCAUGCCGAGGUGACAGCUAUAAGAGAGGCAUGUAAAAAGCUGAACCGCAUUAAGCUAUCAGACUGCGAAAUAUAUGCGUCGUGUGAGCCAUGCCCAAUGUGCUUUUCUGCUAUCCAGCUCUCGAAAAUGAAGAGGCUCGUUUACGGAGCCAAAGCAGAAGCUGCCAUGGCCGUUGGAUUUGGAUCUAUUGCAGAUGCUCUAAGAGGUACUGGUUUCUAUCAGAAGGCUAACUUGGAGAUAAAGAGAGUUGAUGGUAAUGAGGCCAUUAUUGCUGAACAAGUGUUUGAGAAUACAAAAGCUAAGUUUCCUAUUCAUUCAAAGUAAAUGAACAUUGGAAUUUGUUUGUGGAAAUGUAAUAUUUGUGAAAGUGUGGAUCAGGAUACUGUGUUUUCUUUCAUUAACUAAUAUAAUGAAAUAAUAUUGGGUGUACUAUUGCGGUUUACAUGACAUGUUUGAUUAAAUAAAUUAGAAUAAAUUGGUUA
This is a messenger RNA of Ipomoea triloba (trilobed morning glory), 854 nucleotides long. RefSeq names its product guanosine deaminase-like. Gene Ontology annotation, biological process: purine nucleoside catabolic process. The transcript has 5 exons. Gene Ontology annotation, molecular function: guanosine deaminase activity; zinc ion binding. The record is from RefSeq and is a predicted model, not a curated record. Lineage: Eukaryota; Viridiplantae; Streptophyta; Magnoliopsida; Solanales; Convolvulaceae. Bases 70 to 696 code for a protein of 208 amino acids.